AUGGAAGCGCCAAACAACGCACAACAAUAUAAUAUGGGCCCAGAGCUACAACAAGUCCAGAGAGCCUGGGAGCGUAUCCGAGUCGCUAGUCCCAUAUAUGCCUUUCUUCUUAAUGAUAUCGAUAUUUACAAUGCCGAAAAAGGCGUGUUUCACUCUCGCAUUCAAGUCGCUCCUCACCACCUUAAUUCAAAGGGUACUUUACAUGGUGUUUUCUCGGCCUGCGUCACUGACUGGGCAGGCGGAUUGGCAAUCGCUUCCUAUGGCCUUGACUCUACGGGGGUGAGCACAGAUAUUCAUGUCAAUUACCUUUCUACGGCGACCACUGGGGACUGGCUGGAGAUUGAGGGUCGGGCUAAUAAAGUGGGGAAGUCACUUGCUUUCACAUCAAUCAUCAUCUCUAAAAGGACCGAGACUGGACAGACAACCAUUGUUGCACAUGGAACCCAUACAAAAUAUAUCAGAAUACGAUGA
This is a messenger RNA of Aspergillus oryzae RIB40, 471 nucleotides long. Its product is annotated as PaaI family thioesterase. The transcript has a single exon. Gene Ontology annotation, molecular function: fatty acyl-CoA hydrolase activity. The record is from RefSeq and is a predicted model, not a curated record. The coding region runs from base 1 to 471 and encodes 156 amino acids. NCBI's taxonomy places the organism in Eukaryota, Fungi, Ascomycota, Eurotiomycetes, Eurotiales, Aspergillaceae.